CUGCCACCGACGCCGGGGCCCGAGUUCGGGGUGGGGCCGGGGCCGCCGGGACCGCUGGGGAGCCAGGCCAGCCCCUUCUCUCUAUCCCAUCUUCCCCAGUGCCUGAUGCAGACCGAAGACUUUCUUCCUGCCUGUUUCAGGCAGUGGAGGAGGAAGAGAUGGAUCCCCCGGCCCCGGCCUCGAGGGUCUUCUGCAGCCGCAUCCUGAGCAUGGUGAAUGUGGAUGAUGUCAACGCCAUCAUCCUGGCCCAGAAGAACAUGCUGGACCGCUUUGAGAAAACCAACGAGAUGUUGGUGAACUUCAACAACCUAUCAAACGCCCGCCUGCAGCAGAUGAGCGAGCGCUUCCUGCACCACACAAGGACCCUGAUGGAGAUGAAGCGGGACCUGGACAGCAUCUUCCGCAGGAUCAGGACGCUGAAAGGGAAGCUGGCCAGGCAGUACCCAGAGGCCUUCAGCCACGUCCCAGAGGCAUCCCUCCUGGAGGAUGAUGAUGAAGACCCCAUCCCGCCCAGCACCACGACCACCAUUGCCACCUCCGAACAGAGCACAGGUUCCUGUGACACGAGCCCAGAUACCAUCUCACCCUCCCUCAGCCCUGGAUUCGAGGACCUGUCCCAAAUCCAGCCCAACUCCCCUGCCUUCAAUGACCACAGCCAGAUGGAUGAUAAGCAGAUGCCGGGCCAGUAGCUCUGUUCCCAGGCACUCCAAGGGGUUCCAGGCCUCUCCAGGUGUCUGAGGUGGCAGAUAACCCUGCCUGGAACCAGUCAGCUUUGCCACCCUAUUCUGUCAUCCAGGGCACCCUGGGGGAUAAGGCUCCCUCCCAGCAUUGUGGAAUUCUGGGGAAUCUGUCAUUGUCACUUCUCCUUCACUGAGGCUAUUUUUCUCCUGCAGACCCUCUGCCAGGCCAGGGGAUGAGCAGCCACCUGGAGUUGUUGGGCUGGGCACCAGGAAUCUUUUCCAGAGCCAGGCCUGAGGUCUGCUCUGAACAACACUUAAAGGUUCCCAAAGACAAAAGCCAGAUGUCCCCUGUCUCACCACCAACUAGUGGACAGACACUAGCAUGUCUCAGUUCACUCCCACACCUACUAAUUCUGGUCUCCCUGUCCCUUCCUCCAAGGAAAGUAUUAAAUACUUUCUCCAAUCAGUAUCUCGAGGUUUCUGAAACAGCUGUAGAAAGCUCAAGACCAUCCACUCAGCCCCAAGUGUGAUAAAAGCCCACAUUUGUCUGACCAAAGGUGUGAGCCCUGAGGGCCCUGCAGAUCUCUCCCAGGGCCUCCAUGAAGCCAAGCCACCUUGGAAAACAGAAUUUAACAGAAUAUUUUUGUAUCCGAUGUUUACAGAUGCUGUUGGGAAGUUAUCAAUAAAAAGACUAAAAAGAGAA
Molecule: messenger RNA, 1383 nt
Organism: Eptesicus fuscus (big brown bat)
Lineage: Eukaryota; Metazoa; Chordata; Mammalia; Chiroptera; Vespertilionidae
Gene: KXD1
Product: KxDL motif containing 1
Exons: 5
Coding region: 159-689 (176 amino acids)
Biological process (GO): lysosome localization
Cellular component (GO): BORC complex
Source: RefSeq, a predicted model, not a curated record